AUGAUUGGUCGUGAAGAGAUAGAGAUUUCUGAAGAUAAGGUAGCGGACGUAUUCUACGCUGGCGAUGCCCCGUUGAAUGAAGCGUCUUUGUACAAGCUGAAGUCGGGACCAGCUCUUGCCAUAUGCUUCCGACUUCUGAAUACUGAUGUACAUUUUGUUUCUUUAGUUCGUCGCAUCCUCUAUGAAACCAUCUAUCCACCACGUGAUGAGGCGCAUGAUAGUGAAUCUCCGUGGUCACCAAAAACUGCUUUCGACCGAUAUAAGUCCUACAGUCCAUGCAAAGAGGAAAUCUGGCAACACCGUAAAGAAGAAAAAACUUUCAAAGAUGAUACUGCUGAUGAAGAGGAAGAAGAAGAAGAAUUUGUUAUAGAUGAAAAUGAGUACUUUCCACCGCCUGGUCUACUUAUACCUGGGUUCUAUGCUCCGCCCAACGACAUUGCGAAGACAAAUGGAUUAGCUGUACUCUUUCCUAAGUUAGUCCGAGAACGAGUUACUCCAAAUCCAGAGUUUUUACCACCACAUGUACUUGUCUUAUUGGAGAUCAAUAAACGAUACAAAGCAAUUGAAACAAUAGCACCUUAUAAACAUGCCAUUAUAAAUAUGGGUAUAUUUGAGGCUCUCUCGCCAUAUCAUUCCGUCCACAUUGCAUACACAGUCAAGCAAUUUGAUACACUAGAUAUCAGUUCUUUGAAUCUGGACAAAUUGAGGCUCGCUUUCAUGAUGUCAAUGGAGGUCGACGUGCCAUUGCUUCACUUAAUGGAUUUGAACCCGGUGUUUGUUAGUCGUGACUGUGCCACUGGAGAAGAGGAGUGCGCUGCCAUGUUCCCUGUUAAUUACGCAGACGAUUACGAUCAGUUCGAAGACUUUAACUAG
This is a messenger RNA of Spodoptera exigua (beet armyworm), 873 nucleotides long. NCBI's taxonomy places the organism in Eukaryota, Metazoa, Arthropoda, Insecta, Lepidoptera, Noctuidae. The record is from the annotation of a GenBank genome assembly.